UUUUGCUAUUGUAUACCGGAAGUGGCUGCAAGCACAUGUGGAACCAAAACACAGAGAUCUAAAGAUCGUUUAACGGGUUUUUCUACAUUUUCAGUAAUAGAAGAUCUGUACCACUAGAAACUUGAAUGUUUGAUGGAGUCAGUGAAUGUUAAAACAUGGUGAGAAAAAAGAUAGACAACAGGCUGAGAAUUCUUGUGGAGAAUGGUGUUGCUAAAAAACACCGAUCAAUUGUUGUAGUCGUGGGUGACCAUGGCAAAGACCAGGUUGUUAUUUUACAUCACAUGUUGUCCAAGGCAACAGUCAAAGCAAGGCCAACUGUUUUAUGGUGCUACAAAAAGGAACUUGGCUUUAGCAGUCAUAGAAAAAAACGGAUGAAGCAGUUACAGAAGAAGAUUAAGAGGGGGAAGCUGGACAUGAAGGAGGAUGAUCCGUUUGAGCUGUUCGUGGCUGCCACAUCAAUCAGAUACUGUUACUAUGCUGAAACCCACAAAAUACUGGGACAGACGUUUGGCAUGUGUAUAUUGCAGGAUUUUGAAGCCUUGACCCCUAACUUGCUGGCAAGAACUAUAGAAACUGUAGAGGGCGGGGGACUGGUUGUCAUCCUCAUCAAAACCAUGUCAUCUCUAAAACAGCUGUAUACAAUGACAAUGGAUGUACAUUCAAGAUUCAGAACAGAGGCACAUCAAGAUAUUGUCGGAAGAUUUAAUGAGAGGUUUUUGUUAUCCUUGUCGUCCUGCAAGAGCUGUAUCGUUAUUGAUGACCAGUUCAAUAUCCUGCCUAUCUCCUCGCACAACCUCAACAUUCAACCGGUUCCUGCCAAGUCUAUUGACGAUGUACCGACCAGAGAGGUGGAGUUAAAAGAGCUUAAGGAAUCGCUACAGGACACUCAGCCAGUCGGGGUCAUUGUCAACUGUUGUAAAACUCUAGAUCAGGGUAAAGCACUUCUGAAGUUCAUUGAAGCCAUAUCUGAGAAGACACUGAGAAGCACUGUGAUAAUGACAGCAGCCAGGGGGCGUGGCAAGUCAGCAGCAUUGGGGCUAGCUCUGUCAAGUGCUGUAGGAUUUGGGUACUCUAACAUCUUUGUAACUGCACCUAGUCCAGAAAAUCUUAAAACAUUGUUCGAGUUUGUCUUCAAGGGCUUUGAUGCUCUUGAGUAUCAGGAACACAUGGAUUAUGAGAUAAUUCAGUCAACAAACCCAGAUUUCAAUAAGGCCAUUGUGAGAGUGAACAUCUUCAGAGAACACAGACAAACCAUUCAGUACAUCCACCCAACUGAUGCCCACAAGUUGGGGCAAGCCGAGCUGGUGUGUAUUGAUGAAGCUGCAGCCAUUCCUCUGCCGCUGGUUAAAAAUCUCCUAGGACCUUAUCUAGUAUUCAUGUCCUCCACCAUCAAUGGCUAUGAAGGCACUGGUCGCUCGCUGUCCCUAAAGCUAGUCCAACAGCUCAGACAGCAGUCCAGCACAUAUGGUGGCAGCUCUUCCGAAGUUCAAAAGACCAUCUCCAUGGUAACCAAAGCUGAUGGAGUUUCUUCAAUUUCAGGUCGUGUACUUCAUGAAGUGGUUCUUAAUGAAUCAAUAAGAUACGCCAAUGGUGAUCCAGUAGAACGUUGGCUUUAUGACUUGCUGUGUCUAGAUGCCACAAAUGUCACCAGAAUUUCCUCUGGUUGUCCUCUCCCGGAAUCAUGUGACUUGUACUACAUUAACAGGGACACUCUGUUCUCCUACCACAAAGCUUCUGAGGCUUUCCUUCACAGGGUGAUGGCUCUGUAUGUAUCAUCUCACUACAAGAACACGCCCAAUGACCUUCAGUUACUGUCGGAUGCUCCUGCACACCACAUUUUUGCACUGCUAGGCCCAGUAGACCCAAAUCAAACGUCUUUACCAGAAGUUCUCUGUGUACUCCAGGUGUGUCUGGAAGGAGAGAUUUCUAAAACCUCCAUCAUGAACAGUUUGUCGAGAGGGAAAAGGGCGUCGGGUGACCUGAUACCUUGGACCAUCUCCCAACAGUUUCAAGACCAUGACUUUCCUGGACUGUCAGGAGCUCGGGUGGUUAGGAUCGCCACACAUCCAGACUACCAGUCCAUGGGUUAUGGCAGCAGGGCUUUGUCUUUGUUAAAGCAGUACUAUAAAGGAGAAGUGGUCAGUCUGUCGGAGUCAGUGGACACAGAACCUCAGACCAAUGUCCUAGAUGACCAGGAUGUGAAUUUAUUGGAGGAGAGACUUACUCCCAAGAAAAACUUGCCUCCAUUGUUAAUGAAGCUAAGUGAGAGGAAACCAGAAAAACUGGACUACAUUGGUGUCUCCUACGGCCUAACAUCAGGAUUACUCAAAUUCUGGAAGAAAAAUGGAUUUGCACCAGUGUAUUUAAGACAAACAACUAAUGAUUUGACAGGUGAACAUUCCUGUAUUAUGUUACACCUGCUGACAGAAGAGGAAUCUGAGGACGACCAGGACAAAAAGCAGGAGUCAUGGCUGUACGCGUUCUGGAAAGAUUUUAGAAGACGGUUUGUUUCUUUACUCUCAUACCAGUUCAAGAGUUUCACUCCAUCCAUGUCUUUAAGCAUCUUAGAACAGAAACAGUUCAAAUCAGCAAAGUCAGAUAUGUCUGUGAGAGAGCUGGAGAUGUACUUUACGAAAUACGACGUGAAGCGGUUGGAGCUGUAUGCCCAGAACAUGGUGGAUUAUCACCUGAUUGUGGACUUACUUCCUGCCAUCAGCAGACUCUACUUCCUCAAUCGGAUCAAUGUGCAGCUUAGCAUUGUACAGAGUGCUUUGCUGCUUGGCCUUGGUUUGCAACACAAAACUGUGGAUGACAUGCAGAAAGAGCUUGACCUUCCAGCCAGCCAGCUCCUGGGGCUCUUCAACAGGAUCAUUCGCAAAGUUGUCAAUAGCCUGAAUACUGUAAUGGAAGCAGAUGUAGAGAAAGACAUGAUAGAGAGGAAAGAAAUCACACUACAACCCACAGAGCAAUCCAUGGAGGAUGAACUGAAUGCAGCAGCUCAAGAGGUAGAAGCUGCCCAGAAGAAGGAGCUGGCUAUUCUGAAGGACCUGGACCUGUCCCAGUACGAGAUCAAGGGGUCAGAACAUGAAUGGAAGCAGGCUCUCAACUCCGGAUCAAAGAUGAUCAGCAUAAAGGGAUCAGUUCUGGAAAAGAAAAGGAAGACAGAAGACGCCAUUGCAAUGCUGGAAGGCUCCAGUAAAAAGAAGAAAAUCAAGAAAAAACACAAAAGUUGAUGUCUGUAUUUUGUUGUCAUUUUAUCUCAUAAAAUUGUUUCCUAUAUUGUA
Messenger RNA from Ostrea edulis (European flat oyster), 3284 nucleotides. RefSeq names its product RNA cytidine acetyltransferase-like. The record is from RefSeq and is a predicted model, not a curated record. Gene Ontology annotation, cellular component: nucleolus; 90S preribosome. Gene Ontology annotation, molecular function: ATP binding; 18S rRNA cytidine N-acetyltransferase activity; tRNA binding. The transcript is spliced from 27 exons. Lineage: Eukaryota; Metazoa; Mollusca; Bivalvia; Ostreida; Ostreidae. Gene Ontology annotation, biological process: rRNA acetylation involved in maturation of SSU-rRNA. The coding region runs from base 156 to 3233 and encodes 1025 amino acids.